CACUAGAUGGCAGUGUAAAGUUUCAUGUUCAACCAUCCUCAGUUCUACAGCCGGAAGAGAGAAGAAGAAACGCUGCUGGAUUUCGUGACGUUAAGAGGACCAUUUCCGAACACACUGGCGGGAGUGUGAAUGUUAUCCUCUAGCUACAAAAUAACCGAGAACUACAAACAAAACACCUGUCAAAACAAGCUUUUGUUUAUUUAAUUUGGAAAAAGAAUCUAGCGCCAAGCAGGUGUUAUAUUGCAAGCAAUUGAAAUUGAUUAAGUUUGCAGGAGAGAAGACGGUAACAACCAUCAGAAGACGCCACACACGUAUCUUUAGUCAAAGACUGAAUUGUUUAACGUUGGCUAGUUUAUUAUUUUCCGUCCUGCCUUUAUCUGCAACGGGAGAUAAACGAGCUAAAUUCGAUUAAUUUUCAAAUUAUUAAUCUGCUACCCUUUCAAGACUACUGAAAAUAAAUGGCUAAAGUUCAAGUGUUGAAUGUCGCUGUGUUGGACAACCCAAGUCCUUUUGGGAACCCGUUUCAGUUCGAGAUUACGUUCGAGUGCAUGGAGGAUUUACCGGAGGACCUGGAGUGGAAGAUCAUCUAUGUGGGCUCAGCAGAGAGUGAGGAGUAUGAUCAGACUCUGGACUCAGUUCUGGUCGGACCGGUACCAGCAGGCAGACACAUGUUUGUGUUCCAGGCGGAUGCCCCCAACACCGGGCUGAUUCCUGAGAGUGAUGCUGUGGGGGUAACCGUGGCGCUCAUCACCUGCACCUACAACGGACAGGAGUUCAUCCGUAUCGGUUACUAUGUCAACAAUGAAUACACCGACCCAGAGCUCCGAGAGAAUCCACCGGUCAAACCAGACUACACACAGGUAAUACACACUGAUACACACACACCAGACUACACACAGGUAACUCACACUGAUACACACACACCAGACUACACACAGGUAACUCACACUGAUACACACACACCAGACUACACACAGCUGCAGAGGAACAUCCUGGCCUCUAACCCCCGUGUGACCCGGUUCCAUAUCAACUGGGACGGCUGUUCAGACAAGCUGGAGGACAGUGAGAACGUAGACCCCUCCCCCAACAGCAGCAGUAGCAGCAGCAUGGUGCCCUCCUCCUGUUUAGCUGGCAAGGCGUUACCUGUAGGACUGCUGUCUGGUAACUCGAUGGACUGUCUGUAGAACACAGCCACCCCUCCAGCAUUGCCUUGCCACGUUCUACUCCAGCAGUCUUUGGCAGGAAGGUUGAGUCACUUAUUAUAAACCAGCUGUACUGUAGGGUGUACGGUCUCCCUCCUUCACACAGCAACACCUCCCUCUGUCUCCCCUGGCACUGGCACCCUAUUCCCUCCAUAGUGCACUACCUUUGUAAACAGGGCCCUAUGCUCCACUGUAGUGCACUACCUUUGUAAACAGGGCCCUCUGCUCCAAUGUAGUGCACUACCUUUGUAAACAGGGCCCUCUGCUCCAAUGUAGUGCACUACCUUUGUAAACAGGGCCCUCUGCUCCAAUGUAGUGCACUACCUUUGUAAACAGGGCCCUA
Molecule: messenger RNA, 1545 nt
Organism: Oncorhynchus keta (chum salmon)
Lineage: Eukaryota; Metazoa; Chordata; Actinopteri; Salmoniformes; Salmonidae
Product: histone chaperone asf1b-B-like
Exons: 5
Coding region: 459-1184 (241 amino acids)
Biological process (GO): nucleosome assembly; DNA replication-dependent chromatin assembly; nucleosome disassembly
Cellular component (GO): nucleus
Molecular function (GO): histone binding
Source: RefSeq, a predicted model, not a curated record